GCCCCCUCCCCCCCCUCCCCCCCCUCCCUCCCUCUCUCUUCCCGGCCGUGGACGAUGUGGCCGCAGUUCGCCCCGCUGCGCCUCCCGCUCCGCCGCCGCCUCCAGACCGCCGCCGUCCUCCAAUGGGUCUUCUCCUUCCUCGCCCUCGCGCAGUGCUGCCUGCUGCUCUUCGGGGCGCUGCUGGUGGGCGAGGGGUGGGCGCUGGCCGCCCUCUACGCCGCCUGGCUCUACCUGGACUGGGAGACCCCCGCCCGGGGGGGCCGCCGCUCCGCCUGGGUCCGGCGAUGGGCCGUCUGGAGGCACUUCCGGGACUACUUCCCCAUCACGCUGGUGCGCACGGCGGAGCUGGAUGCGCGGCGCAACUACCUGUUUGGCUUCCACCCGCACGGGGUGCUGGUGGCGGGGGCCUUUGGGAACUUCUGCACGGAGGCCACGGGCUUCUCUGAGCUCUUCCCGGGCCUCACGCCCCACCUCCUGAUGCUGCCCUUCUGGUUCAAGGUGCCCUUCUUCCGAGACUACAUCAUGAGCGGAGGGCUGGUCUCCUCGGACAAGGCCAGCGCGGCCUAUCUCCUGAGCCACGAGGGCGGGGGGCAGGUGGCGGUCAUUGCGGUGGGGGGGCCCUCCGAGUCCCUUGAGGCCCGGCCGGGGGCCCUCACCCUCCAGGUCCUCCACCGGAAGGGGUUCAUCAAGAUGGCCCUCACGCACGGGGCGGCGCUGGUGCCGGUCUUCUCCUUUGGGGAGAACGAGCUCUUCCUGCAGGUCUCCAACCCGCGGGGCUCCCUCAUCCGGGCGGUGCAGGAGCGGCUCCAGAGGCUCAUGGGGCUGGCGCUGCCCCUCUUCCACGCCCGAGGGGUCUUCCAGUACGACUUCGGGCUCCUCCCCUUCCGCAGGCCCAUCCACACCGUUGUGGGGGCCCCCAUCCUGGUGCCCAAGACCCCCCACCCCUCCCGCGAGGCCAUCGACGAGCUCCACGCCACUUACCUGCAGAGCCUGGUCCAGCUCUUCGAGGAGCACAAGGCCAAGUACGGCGUCCCGGAGGACAAGCACCUGGUCCUGGUCUAGAUCCGGGAAAGGAGAAGAGCCAGCGGCCGGGAUUGGGACCACGUACUUUUUCCUUCCUUCCUGGCAAGAGGAGGGGUGGCAUUUGGAGACUGGGCACAGGUGGAGGGCGGCAGGCCUGCCUUAAAGGGGAGGGCCGGUCCUCCCUCCUUUGAAAGGCCACCUUCCUUCCUUCUCCUUCGGGAUGGUGAUGUUUCCCCACUACGAUCAAGUGACUCCGUCCCGUGGUCACGGCCACAGGUGUGCAAAAGGGCGGCCUUAUUGUCUCUCCUUCUUGCAGGAAAUAAAUUGGAAAAUGAA
Molecule: messenger RNA, 1359 nt
Organism: Anolis carolinensis (green anole)
Lineage: Eukaryota; Metazoa; Chordata; Lepidosauria; Squamata; Anolidae
Product: 2-acylglycerol O-acyltransferase 2-like
Exons: 6
Coding region: 55-1062 (335 amino acids)
Biological process (GO): triglyceride biosynthetic process; diacylglycerol biosynthetic process
Cellular component (GO): endoplasmic reticulum membrane
Molecular function (GO): diacylglycerol O-acyltransferase activity
Source: RefSeq, a predicted model, not a curated record